Molecule: messenger RNA, 558 nt
Organism: Spodoptera littoralis (African cotton leafworm)
Lineage: Eukaryota; Metazoa; Arthropoda; Insecta; Lepidoptera; Noctuidae
Source: the annotation of a GenBank genome assembly
AUGCUGAACAUUUUAUAUCCUAUGUAUCUUGCUAUUUUUCGAAUUUCGGAUAUAUUCGACUCGGGCAGCCAGCAGCCUAAACUAGAUUCUGUUGAUCCAACCGAGGCUGUUGCGAAUGAAUUGCUGGAUAAAAUAAUAUUGAAACAAUUGCAUUUGAUGGAAGAAAAGAUGCGUUGCGAAUUAAACAUAGAGACCAGUAUCAAAAAUGGAAGUAUUCAUCUAGCAAAGUCUCGUUAUAUCAUGGGGCAGAGCUCUGUGAGCACAGCACGGCUCCCUACUGAGAGCAGCCCUGAUUUCUCAGCUUCUACAAUUUGUGAAACAACCGAGGAAGAUGGAGUUAAACUUAUGAAAGUUAUUGAAAAUGAUGCUAAGAACACUGUUAAUCCCCUUCGUUGGUUUGGAGUGUUAGUUCCACAGAACAUGCAUAAAGCUCAAAGUAUAUUCCAGAAUACUAUUAACUUUGUUGUAGAAUGUGUCAAUGUUCAGUUACAGUUGCAUAGCAACUUGAAACUUAUUAACAUGUUGAAACAGUAUAUUGGUUCUAAAAAGCUUACCUAG